AAGAAAGUACGGCACAGUGUGAAACUAACCCAACACAGCAGGCAUCGUGUGGUGCAAGGCCUCAGAGAGCACGGUGCCUCCUUACCAGCAGAUGCCUACGGAUCAAAACGACAUCUCAGGGCUGGGAAGACAGCCCAGCAGGUAAACUGCUUGCUGCACAAACAUGGGGGGGGACCUGAGUCUGGAUCCUUGGCAUCCUGUAACCCCGUGCUGGGAUGUGUGUGGGGGAUGAAGACAAGGAGAUCCUUGGAGCUCACUGGCUAGCCAGUUUAAUAAAAAAGGUGAGCUUCAGGUUUAGUGACAGAACAUGCCGUAAAAAGAAAGUAGAGAGCAAGAGAGGAAAAAUACCCAACGCCAACCACUGGCCUCUAUACGAGCACGUGCAAGCGAGAGCACCUGCACAAACAAGUGCACAUGCGUGUAUAUAUAUCGCACAUACAUCACAAAUGCACACACCACACAUACAUAUGUAUAUAUCACACAUACAUCACAAAUGCACACACCAUACAUACAUAUGCAUAUAUAUCACACAUACAUCACAAAUGCACACACCAUACAUACAUAUGCAUAUAUAUCACACAUACAUCACAAAUGCACACACCAUACAUACAUAUGCAUAUAUAUCACACAUACAUCACAAAUGCACACACCACACAUACAUAUGUAUAUAUCACAAUACAUCACAAAUGCACACACCAUACAUAUGCAUAUAUACCACACAUAUAUCACAAAUGCACACACCAUACAUACAUAUGCAUAUAUAUCACACAUACAUCACAAAUGCACACACCACACAUACAUAUGUAUAUAUCACAAUACAUCACAAAUGCACACACCAUACAUACAUAUGCAUAUAUAUCACACAUACAUCACAAAUGCACACACCACACAUACAUAUGCAUAUAUAUCACACAUACAUCACAAAUGCACACACCACACACACAUAUGUAUAUAUAUCACACAUACAUAUGAUACACACAUGCCCUGCCCAACAUAAAAAAAAAGAUGUUUUUAAGAGGUCAUCAGAAAUACCACUGUGUACUAGAUGACAGAAUUGAAAAUUACUCCAGUAUGCAGUGUAAUCUCAGAAAAGUAUAAAAUCAUUCAGGUCCUUCCUUCCUCCCUACUCCCUUCCCUCACCUUUUCUCCUCCUCUAUCUUUUCCUUUCGGUUCUAAAAACAGAGUUUGUUCCAUUCUUAUUUACGUAUUUGUGUGUGUAGACACACACCCGUGUGCACAUGCAGCAGUCUGUUCUCUCCUACCUCCAUGUGGGCCCUUGGGCACAAACUUCAGUCACCGGCUUUGGCAGCUGGCACCUUGACCCCCUGAGCCAUCUCACGGGCCCCUUAAUUUCAGUUUUUGAGACCGUGUAGCCCAAGUUGGUCUGGUACUCAAGCUAUAACCAACCCAGAGUGGUCUCAAGCUCACAGCCGUCAUCCUGCCUCGGCCUCCCACACAUUGAGAUUACAGGUGUGUGCCACUAUAACUAGCUAUAUAUUCUCUUGGAUUCAACAUCCAUUUACAAAUUUUACCUGUAUCAUCGCAGUAGUCAUUGUAGUACGCCACUAAAAUUUGCAUUUGAAAGUAUUUAACAAGACACCCUUUAACAAAGUGGCAUCUGGCAUCUACCACGAUGGCUUCCGGGGAGGGCUACUGUGAGGUCAGGACCUUGUGAUCCUGGCCCUUACACCUUGAUCCUGGCCACAUGCUGGCACAGUUUGAGAAGCCAGAAUGGAGAAACCCUGCUUGGUGUUCUGACAUCAAAGCAUGGCUCCUGAGCGGAUGGUGUAGACAAGACACAUAGCCGGGCAGGAUCCUGAGAACCCAGGCUGCCCAUCAAAUCAUCACUUCAACACAAGCCCCACAGGAGUCCCGAUGUCUGAAACUUAUUUUGAAAUCCAUGAAAAGUUGGCAAUACAAGCGGAACAAAUGUUAACCAUAGAUGGGGUAGUAGCUAUGUGGUUUCAAGAUACAAUGUUUGGAAUUUUUCUGACCACACAGGAGCUGUCAUUAUAAAUUGCUUUGAGAAAAAGCAAAUCCCGGGGCUGGAGAGAUGGCUCAGAGGUUAAGAGCACCGACUGCUCUUCCAGAGGUCCCGAGUUCAAUUCCCAGCACCCACAUGGUAGCUCACAACCAUCUGUAAUAAUGUAGUGCCCUCUUCUGUGUACAUAAUAAAUUUAUUUAAAAAAAAAAAAAAGCAAAUCCCGGCUCAUCUUGUAGUGUUCAGCAUUAAAACUCUUGUCUCAGAGGACAAACUUAGCCUGGGCAUCAGAAAGAACAAAACUUAGCAGAUGGAAGAAGCCCUGAGCAUCUCAGAGCCCACAGGGCUGCCCACUAACCUCUGUGAGCUUUGAACACUACUAGAUGGAAGGGUGUAGAGCAUGCCAGCAGAAAGGGUAACUUCAACACCUCAGAAUAUGCUAAGGUGGCUCACUGCCACAUGCAAGGCUGCCCAAGCCAGGAGCUCCUGUGUGACUGUUUCUGUUUAAAAAUGCCCAUCUCACUGAGUUGUGGUGGAGCACGCCUAUAAUCCCAGCACUCGGGAGGCAAAGACACGUGGAUCCCUGUGAGUUCAAGGCUAGCCUAGUCUACAAAGCAAGUUCCCAGACAGCCAGGACUGUUACACAGAGAAACCUGUCUUGAAAGAGGAAAAAAAAAGUGCCCAUCUCUUGCUGGUUGUGAAAGCAUACAACAGUAGGAAAAUGCUUAAAAAGAUGAGGCAGGAAGAUCAUAAGUUCGAAGCCAAUCUGUGCUAUACCUUUAAGGGCUGGGGAGAGGGUUUAAUUUGUAAGAUGCUUACUGAGCAACCAUGGGGACCUGAGUUCAAUUCCUAGCACCCAGGUAAAAAGUCAGGCAAGAUGGCAUGGUCUUGUGAUCCUACUGCUCUGAAGACAGGGAGUGACCAGGGUGGCAGCAACUGUUGGACAGACUGUUGGACAGCCAUAGCCUGAUUGGUGAGAGCCCCAGGUAUCAGUGAGAGACCCUGUCUCAAAAAUCAAGAUGACUUCCUCCUAAGGAACAACAACCCACGUUGUCUUAUGGCUUCCACAUGCAUGCAUAUGCAAACACAUCCACCCCAUACAGCUUCACACCCACCCAAAUAAAUAUAGUUUGUCUCUGAUGAGUGUUUUACUUUCAUUUCCCCAGCAGCCAGCUCAGGGUAGUACCCUGCUGCAGAAUGUUUCCAGUCGUCCUUAAAAACAAAGGGACAUGAUUCCAGGACCCCUACCAUCAGAGGGACACCCAGAGCUUAUGUGGGGCACUCAGAGUCUAAAGCAGGAAGUAUUACUCAGAUUCAUCUCGCUCCAAUGGCCGUUUUCAGUCCUGCUUGCAAAUUGAGAGCUGAAUGAACAGUAGAGGCACAAUAUCUUAUUCAACAUGAAAUCUGGGGGGUGAGCAAGUUGUUUGGGUCUUUAAAAAUGUAAGCUUCUCAGGACCAGAGAGAACCCAGCAGUUAAAAGCAUUGGAUGCUAUUCCUGGUUUGAUUCCCACACUGACGUGGUGGCCGACAACCAUCUCUAACUCCAGUCCCUGGGGAUCCAAUGGUCAUGUCUAUCUAGCAUCCAAGGGCACUGCAUUCAUGUGGCUCACAGACAUACAUGCAGGCAAAACACCCAUGCACAUAAAAAUAAAUAAAUUUCAAAAUAAGGUUCUCCUAGCUUAUAAAGAUAACAUUUGAGUUCUGAGCCCCCCAGACCAAUCUCCUCCCCCCUCACAGCACACAGCAAUUCUCACCAGCUUUCCCCUCUUAUGAUCUUUACCCUGCCCUGCCCACUUGCCCUUCAUUGGGGCCAGACUGCCUCCAUGACUCAGCAUGAGGUGACUCUGGGUCAGCAGCCCCACUUUCCCAGCUUCAGAGAACAAGGGGCCUGGAUGGUCUCCAAGUUUUUUCUCCUUCCUUCUCAAGUUUAUAAAGUCAACACAAGCUAGAAGCUAUGGCAGUAAUUACAUAGCAAAAAGGCAGCGUGAAUUCGGAACACCUCCCUGAAGAUAAAAAGCGAUCGAGUCUACUUGCCAUCCUUGCAGUCAAGCCACUGGGUCCAAACAGACACUGCAAAUGAAGUUGCCUCGAAGGCUGUCAGAGCUGCCUUUGUAAGGACAAUGAAGUGAAGCAUAUCCAUUCUCGCUCGGUUUGCAAGUCCAGCGGCUCAAGCGUACAAGGGCAGAGCUAGGGCCAGGUCAGGUUUUAGAAUUCGUGAAAAUGAGGCGAAACAGAAUGGGCUUAGCCGCUCACUGCUGUUUUCCUAAUGUCUAAGAGCAGCCAGGGGGCCAGACAGAGAAGUGCCUUUGGGGUGGCUGUCUACUGCCGGUCAGGACUGUUCCCAACACAACUGUUCUGUACACUAUGACUGCCAGGCCCCUCUUUUACAGCAGAAACGCAAUCUGCUGGGUGUUCACACCUGGUGAGAGUCACUCUCCUCACUUGGUGAAGGUGAUGAUAACAAGUAUGAACCUGGCUAUGAACCAAGCAAGAGCCAGGGUCAAGAGGUGCUGGUGACACUUAAGACACAGGACUUGGAUGACUCAAGGCUGUGUCUGACCUCAAAGCCUCUUUCCUGCACUCUAGCUUUCAUGGUUCCAGAAAAUACUAUUUAAGUGGCCAAGGGCAGGAAGCAAUUAAACAGUCCUACCCUACCUAUGAACCACAAUAAUCAGCAUGGCAAGAUAUGCAUAAAGGUGCAGUCAGUGUUACUCCCAGCUUGGUGGCAAUCAACAGCUAUCUAAUUGGACUUCAGGUCCAUUCAACAGGAGGAAAUCAUGCCUGGUACUGGAAAGCUAGCCAACUACCCAGGGCUAGAGAGAUCACCUUGGCAAAUAAUCCACUACUGCCACAUUGCUAGACCAACAUAAUCCUUUACUAUAUACUAAAUCUUAUUCUCACACCCACAGAUAAGUGUAGCCACCGCCCCUCAUGCAAGAAGCUUCUCUUUACAGAAAAUGGAGACCACCACAGAAAACCGCAGCCUGACACGAUGCAGAGAUUGUGGAGAGUCCAGCCCCAACUGAUCUUUAUAGUGCAGCUCCUGCAUCUACGGCUCUGGGAACAUCAUGGAGAAAGCGGGUGGAAAGGUUAUAAGAGUCUGCUAUGAAACAGUCUCUCCUAGAAAUGGCUGCAAUGGCAAUAUCAUUGGAUAUGUUUUCAUGGAAGGGAGAAAAUUUCACAGGGUCCCACCUCUAGGCAAAGAACUGCAGGCCACUAAUGACUGCUGGGAGAUGAAGAAUUAGCCUCUCCCUGGGGUGAGCCCUCUUACUGGCUGUUGAAUGCAAAGUGGUCAGCUCUGAAACCAUAUACACACAAUAAAAAUGGACUCGGCAGAUUCUAUUUAUAUAUAUUUGUGUAUACGUAUACAUUCAUCUAUAUAUAUAAAAUAAAGGCAAAGACAGCUGGGUGGUGGUAGCACACACCUUUAAUCCCAGCACUUGGGAGGCAGAGCCAGGUGAAUCUUUGUGAGUUUGAGUCCAGCCUGGUCUACAAAGUGAGAUCCAGGACAGGCUCCAAAGCUACACAGAGAAACCCUGUCUCGAAAAAAACCAAAAAUAAAUAAAUAAAUAAAUAAAUAAAUAAAUAAAUAAAAUAAAGGCAAAGACGCUAUCAACUUGAGGGAGGACACAGGAGGAGUUUGAGGGAGAGUAGCUAGGAGGGGUUAGGGGGAAGACAGGGCAGGAAAUGAUGUAAUUCUAUUUCAAUUAAAAACAUAUGCCGGGAGAUGCGCCCUGGCUUCGGUAGCAACCGGCUCUCCUCUGCUGUCUGAGUGGCGCCAGCACCUUAGGUCCCCAGGAGCUCACAGCAGCCGGCUGGCCUCUGCUCCACAGCAACCAUGUGUGACCAGAAGGCGGUGAUCAAAAAUGCUGACAUGUCGGAGGAGAUACAACAGGACUCAGUGGAGUGCGCUACUCAGGCGCUGGAGAAGUAUAACAUAGAGAAGGAUAUUGCGGCCCAUAUGGAGUUUGAUAAGAAGUACAACCCCACCUGGCACUGCAUUGUGGGGCGGAACUUCGGUAAUUAUGUGACACAUGAAACCAAACACUUCAUCGACUUCUGCCUGGGCCAGGUGGCCAUUCUUCUGUUCACAUCCGGUUAAAAGCAUGGAGUGUGCCAAACACCCAGUGAUCCACCCCAAAACAAGGAUUGCAUCCUACAUUCCAAAUACCAGAGACUGACUCUUCAGCCUUGCUAAGGGAACACCUCAUUUGAAUCUGUUGUGUUUUGUACAUGGUGUUACCAGUUUGUGGUUAUAAAAUAAUUAGUAAAACAGCUUACAUUUGUAUUUAUCUUCGAGUCCAUACUUCUGUACCCCGUUUUUUUCUCCCUUCCGCCAUUCCUUUAAAAAUAAACCUGUUGGAGAUGUUUAAAUCACACACACACACACACACACACACGUGUGUGUGUGUGUGUGUGUGUGUGUGUGUGUGUGUGUGUGUUUGUAUGCCGGGCAGUAGUGGUGCACACCUUUAAUCCCAGCACUUGGGAGGCAGAGGCAGGCAGAUCUCUGAGUUCAAGACCAGCUUAGUCUAUACGAGUUCCAGGAUAGGUUCCAAAGCUACACAGUAAAACCCUGUCUUGAAAAAAACCAAAAACCAAACAAACAAACAAAACAAAAAACCCCAACAACCUAAAAACCAUAUUAAAAAGAAAGAAAGAGCAGAGAGAUGCUAGUGAAAUGGCCCACCGAAAAACGCAGAGAAGAAUUAACCCGAAGGUGGGGGAGGGGGUGUCUGGUACUAGAGGGCGUGGUUUGCAGAGACCAUGUGAUCUAUGGUGGGGAGCCCUCGCAGGGGCUCUUCUGCAGGAGCUUUGGAGACUGGUGCACAGAUGCAGGAACAAAGCCGGACCGCUGCCUUCCAGGAUGGUGGGAGAGCCCUGCUGACACCUCCACACGCUCCCCCAGCCAGUGAGGAGUCCUACUCUGUAUGCCCAGCCUGCACUCAGAGAAGACAACGAGAACAGAGCCCCUGAGGUCUGUGGGAGGGACCAGGUGGUUUGGCAUUCAUCAUGGCAAGGACUGCUCAUGGUGGAUGCAGGUGCUUGCUGAGCAAAUGGCGAGAGCAGCGACUUCAGGUGACUCCCAGGAAAGCCCCCGCCCCCAUACAAAGAGCCAUCAUUCAUCAUCUUAUACAGAACCUGCUAAUAAAGUGUUCACCUGAACUAUUUCCUUCUGCUUUUCUUCCCUCCAAAGCAUCUACUGAAACCAGGAAAGAAACUAGAUUACGAGUUACAUAGAGAAGAAUCUAGAAUACAGAGGUCUGCACCAUAGUUCCUAAAAACUUCGAUCCAAAGAGUAAACAUGGUUAGGCCUUCAGGAUAGGAUCAGCUUAAUUCAGUCAGUCAAGGUUCGAAAUCGUUUUAUCAUCAGCUAAAUUCUUAUUUUCUGAGAUUCUAGGGGAAAGGGAUGGAUGUUCUUUCUCAGUCCUCAGAGGGUAGCCUCUGAGUCAGGGUGCACCCAGAAGGGAAAGGCGGUUCAGACUCCACACCCAGGCAGCCCCAGCCACACCCUGGGUUGUUACGAAUCCAGAGCCAGCAGAUAGCUUACAGGCUCAGGCCAGUGGAGCCGAUAACUGAUAUACAAGCCCCCCUGGUGUGAGCAGUCAUGUGGACUGUACAUAUCUCGCUGAUCACGUACCUGCAGUUCUUAUAUGGACCCACCAAGAUAAGGUUUUUGCAUUUGAGAACUUUGUCCUGGACCUGGUCUUCAUGGUCUGGACACAGAAGCUCUGCAAUGAAUGCUUGUACCUGUGUUUCCCACAGACUAAAUGGCUACCAUAACACGUACCUGAACACAGAGAAUACGAGAUAUAAGCCUCCUGUUUGUGUUUUUUAAUAGUCACUUUCACAAAUACAGAAACUCGGCAGAGUGCUGCUGAGGGUCUCAGUCUUAACCUGGAGGGUAUGUUAAGACAUGGCCCCCUCCCAGAGUUUCUGACUCAAUAGGGCUCCAGUGGGGCCUGUGAAUACAACUUUCAAAAGUUCCCAAGUGUGCUGAUCACUGGCCAGAGAUCACAUUUUAAAAACUGUUGUUUAGGGGGAUGGAGAGACAGCUCGGUGAUUAAGACCACUUGGCUGCUAUUCUAAAGUACCUGGGUUCAAUUCCCAGCACCCACAUGGCAGUUUACAUGCCACGUUUACAAUGGUCUGUACUUCCACUUCCAGGGGAUUCAAUGCCUUCUUCUGGCUUCCACAGGCACCAAGCACCUACAUGGUGUACAGACAUAAUGCAGGCAAAAUACCCAUACACAUGAAAAUAAAUAAAAUUCUAAAACACUGUUUUAGGGAAAAGGGAAGUUGUAGGAUGUGAUGAUUGUAUCUGAGCCACACUCCAGAGCACACCCCAGUCUUGGUGAUCCAUAUAAAGCUUCCUCCUGGACG
Messenger RNA from Peromyscus californicus insignis, 8365 nucleotides. RefSeq names its product dynein light chain 1, cytoplasmic-like. NCBI's taxonomy places the organism in Eukaryota, Metazoa, Chordata, Mammalia, Rodentia, Cricetidae. Gene Ontology annotation, biological process: cilium assembly; microtubule-based process. Gene Ontology annotation, molecular function: dynein light intermediate chain binding; dynein intermediate chain binding. The transcript has a single exon. Gene Ontology annotation, cellular component: cytoplasmic dynein complex. Bases 5820 to 6083 code for a protein of 87 amino acids. The record is from RefSeq and is a predicted model, not a curated record.